UAAUGACAUCAUGUUUAGUGAAGGUAAUCCAUACAACAGAGUUUUCUUAAAUGGUCUAAGAUCCCUUAAAAACUUCAUUCUAAGGUUUGUUCAAUUAUGGAACACAUAGUGAUAUAAUGCUUUAAAUUAAUGAAGAAAUUGUAAAUGAUAUUUUAAUAAUAAGCCAAUUCCAUUACACAAAUGUAUUCUAGCUGGUAGAUCACCAAAAUUUAAUGGAAUGUUUUCUUCAAAUAUCAUUGAGACCAAUUAAAAAUUAGUUAAAGUUGAACAAAAAAACCUGAUUUAUAUAAAGUUAUGUUAUAAUGGAUAUAUUGUGGGUACUGGAAGGAAGUACUUUAGAUUUUUAGUUAGAGUAGUUUCCAGAAGAGAUAGAAGACACUUGUGAUU
Paramecium sonneborni is the source of this 387-nucleotide messenger RNA. NCBI's taxonomy places the organism in Eukaryota, Ciliophora, Oligohymenophorea, Peniculida, Parameciidae. The record is from the annotation of a GenBank genome assembly.